Messenger RNA from Chelonoidis abingdonii (Abingdon island giant tortoise), 2115 nucleotides. RefSeq lists its product as uncharacterized. Gene Ontology annotation, cellular component: nucleus. The record is from RefSeq and is a predicted model, not a curated record. Gene Ontology annotation, biological process: regulation of transcription by RNA polymerase II. Lineage: Eukaryota; Metazoa; Chordata; Testudines; Testudinidae. Gene Ontology annotation, molecular function: DNA-binding transcription factor activity, RNA polymerase II-specific; RNA polymerase II cis-regulatory region sequence-specific DNA binding.
AUGAUUACACAGACUAGAAGGAGGCUGCAAUCUUGUGAGUUUAGGAGAGAAUGCCUGGCUGGAUUAGCACACAGAUGAUGGGUGGACUGGAAGGGUUAAAGAUUUGUACUUUUGAGUUAAUGAAAUAAGCCCCACAAAGGAGGAAUGUUGAUCUGAGCAUUCUGGUCUGGGAGUAAUCUUUGCAAGACAGCAAGAGAGCGAGAAAGAGCUGCAGAUCUGCAGGACCGAGCAUGCCACAAGGGGGUGGCUCCUGGGUGGCACACCAUCACUCCACUCAAGCAUGAGAAAGCCAGGAAAGGCCACAGGAACCCAGCUUGACACCUUGGGCAGCCACAGUUCCCAUUGGCUCCAGCACCUCUUAAGAUCAUAACCCUCUCACCGUGGGCACAUGACAUGUGAGAAGGAUUACUUAUUGACAACUCCAAUGUGAGCUCUCAGAUGGAACAAGGGGAAGAGCUGUGGGUCCCAGAUCUCCAGGGCUGUGAGGAACGAGAGAUUUCAGGGCUUGACUCCUGUCUGGAUUCUCUCUCUGUUCCAGCAGGUGAUGAGACAGUGAGUGAGAAGCAGGAAGGUCCCGAGCAAGUGGAACCACCUGGGAUGUUAUUGGGAAGAGCUAAAAGAGAUGUUUCCCAGAGUCAUGAGCAGGGAGAAGCCUGUGAGAGUCAGUGCAGGCUGGAGAAGCAUCAGAAAAACCAGCAAGGGAAGGGAGAGAGAAAACCCACUUGCUGUGGGGAAGGACUCAAGAAACCAAAAGACAUCUCAGCCUGUCCGAGAGAAAGGAAAGGAGGUGAAAAUGGAGAUACACGCACUGUGUCUUGGAAGAGCUGUAGACAGAGCUCAGAACUUAGUGUUCAGCAGACAAUCCACCCUGGAGAGAGGCCCAAUAAAUGCCCUGACUGCGAGAAAAGCUUUAGCCAGAAAUCAGCCCUUGUUAGACACCAAAGACUGCACACAGGAGAGAAGCCCUACAAAUGCAGUGACUGUGGGAAGAGCUUCAGCAUGAGCUCACACCUGAUCACCCACCAGAGCCUGCACACAGGAAAGAGACCCUACAAGUGCUUGGACUGUGGGAAAAGCUUCAGCGAGAGCUCAAACUUUAUUCACCAUCGGAGAAUCCACACAGGGGAGAGACCCCAUAAAUGCCCCGACUGUGGGAAAUGCUUCAGUAACAACUCAGACCUCAUGAGGCACCGCCGGACCCACACGGGAGAGAGGCCUUACGAGUGCCUGGACUGCAGGAAGAGCUUCAGUGUGAGGUCCCAUUUAGCAAGACACAAGCGCGUGCAUGCAAAGGAGGAGGAGCUGGAAAGCUCCUCCCUUCUCACACAUCAGAGAUUUCCGUCGGACGAGAAACUCUACACAUGCCCUGACUGCGGGAGAAGGUUCAGGGACAGCAGAGGCCUCGUCACCCAUCAGAGAAUCCACAAAGGGCAGAAAUGCUACCAGUGCUCCAACUGCAGAAAAAGCUUUGGGGUGAGCUCAGCUCUUUCUGAGCACCAGAGAAUCCGUGCAGACGAGAAACCCACCCUCUGUCCAGAUUGUGGGAAAUGCUUUUUUCAAAGCUCAGAGCUGCUCCUCCACCAGAUUAGCCAUGCAGGGGGAAAGCCAUACACAUGUGAAGAGUGUGGUAAAUGCUUCACUCAGAGAUCAAAUCUCCGGGCGCACCUCAAACAUCACACAGCUGAGAAGCCCCAUAAAUGCACCCAGUGUGGGAAGAGCUUUGUCAAGCGCUCCAUCCUGGCCAGGCACCAGAUCACCCACAUGGACCUGAAACCGUUUAAAUGCUCUGUGUGCAGCAAAAGCUUCACUCAGCUCUCCAGCCUCACGAGGCAUGAGAGGGUCCAUGAGGCAGAAAUGCUCUCCGAGCCCCCUGACUGGAUGGCAGAAAUGAGCCAUACGUUCAUCGAUUCCAGAGGGCGAGCGUGGAACUGGGCUCAAGAGUACCCAGCUGCCCAGCUGUGGGGUGAGGAGGCAGCCAUAAUCAGCCCCAAACUGAUCAGUGACCCUCGGCCUAUGCCUGAUCCAGCAUGCCAUUAAAAAUCCUGCCCAGCCCCCGGCCCACUCUCCUCUACACUACACUCCCUCCGCGGGGGCAGGGAGAGGAAGCAUAGCCAU